Vespula vulgaris is the source of this 510-nucleotide messenger RNA. It is a transcript of the gene Alg14, whose product is annotated as UDP-N-acetylglucosamine transferase subunit ALG14 homolog. The transcript is spliced from 2 exons. Bases 1 to 510 code for a protein of 169 amino acids. Lineage: Eukaryota; Metazoa; Arthropoda; Insecta; Hymenoptera; Vespidae. The record is from RefSeq and is a predicted model, not a curated record. Gene Ontology annotation, biological process: dolichol-linked oligosaccharide biosynthetic process. Gene Ontology annotation, cellular component: UDP-N-acetylglucosamine transferase complex.
AUGAAAAGUGGAAGAAUAACAGUGAGAAAUUUCAGAGAAACAUCUGCAAAAGCUAUGAUAAUUUUAGGAUCAGGAGGACAUACAGCAGAAAUGUUACGAAUUGUUAAACAUAUGAAUUAUGAAAAUUAUACACCUAGAAUAUAUGUUUGUGCUUCUACUGAUAAAAUUAGUAUAGAAAAAAUUACUAGAAGCAGAGAAGUUGGUCAGUCAUAUAUUUCUUCUGUAUGGACAACUGUUAUAGCAACAUUAGAAGCUGCAUCUCUUUUAUGGUUUGAAAAGCCAGAAUUACUUUUAUGUAAUGGUCCGGGGACUUGUGUUCCUUUGUGUAUUAUAGCAUUUGUAUUUAAGAUAUUCUAUGUUCUUAAUAUUACUACUGUGUUUAUAGAAAGUUUUUGUAGAGUUAAGACAUUUUCAUUAACAGGAAAAAUUUUAUAUUACUUGGUAGAUCAUGUAAUUGUACGAUGGCCAGGUUUAAAUAAAUCUUUGUAUGACAAAGUUUAUUCAUCAUAA